CAGUAUUUCAUUCCUCAUCCUCUCACUGACUCACACGCUGAUGCUCAAUGAUGGCGGAUAGUGCGAGUGAGAGCGACACUGACGGAGCCACCCCUCAUUGCUCCUCAUCCUCGUCCUCCUCCAUCCUCAUCUCUUCAUUCCGUCUAGAGGAGUUGUCGAACCGCCUGGCCUCUUUACAGCAAGAGAACAAAGUGUUGAAGAUCGAGCUCGAGACGUUUAAAUUGAAAUGUAAAGCUCUGCAGGAGGAGAAUAGAGACUUGCGCAAAGCCAGUGUCACCAUACAAGCGAGAGCAGAACAAGAAGAAGAGUUCAUCAGUAACACUCUGUUCAAGAAGAUUCAGGCCCUUCAGAAAGAGAAAGAAACACUAGCAGUCAACUAUGAGAAGGAAGAGGAGUUCCUCACCAAUGAGCUCUCUCGAAAACUCAUGCAAUUACAACAUGAGAAAGCUGAACUGGAGCAGCACUUAGAGCAGGAACAAGAGUUUCAAGUGAACAAACUGAUGAAGAAGAUCAAGAAGCUGGAGAACGACACAAUCUCCAAACAGCUCACCUUAGAACAGCUCAGACGUGAGAAGAUCGACUUGGAAAACACUUUAGAGCAAGAACAAGAGGCUCUUGUGAAUCGGCUAUGGAAACGCAUGGACAAACUGGAAGCAGAAAAAAGGAUUCUUCAGGAGAAGCUUGACCAGCCUGUUUCUGCUCCUCCGUCCCCGAGAGACAUCUCCAUGGAGAUUGACUCACCUGAGAAUAUGAUGCGACACAUCAGAUUCCUCAAGAGUGAGGUGGAGCGUCUGAAGAAGAACCUCCGCACUGCAGAACUACAGCAUACAGAGAAAAGGGCUCAGUACAUAGAAGAAGAGCGCCACAUGCGGGAGGAGAAUAUCCGCCUGCAGCGGAAGCUCCAGAGGGAGGUGGAACGAAGGGAGGCGCUUUGCCGGCAGCUCUCUGAGAGUGAGUCCAGCCUGGAGAUGGACGAUGAGAGGUACUUCAAUGAGAUGUCCGCUCAAGGCCUGCGUCCCCGUACCGUAUCCAGUCCCAUUCCCUACAGCCCGUCUUCCAGCAGACCCAUUUCCCCAGGGUUGUCAUAUGCGGGUCACACAGUGGGCUUCACCCCACCAACUACACUGACCAGAGCUGGCAUGUCCUACUACAACACACCCGGCCUGCAUGUCCACGUAGGAGCCUCGCACGGCAUUGCAAGACCCUCCCCAAGAAGAAGCAACAGUCCAGACAAAUUCAAGCGGCCCACGCCUCCACCUUCCCCCAACACGCAUGCUGGCGUGCAUCCACCACCUCCCCCUCCACCCACCGGACACCCAACAUCAUCCCAGGCAGCUCAGCUGCAGCAACAGCAGUCCUUGCAGCCAUAGAUCAAUGCGCCAUCGCAGAGGACUCCAAACAGAGCCAAAGGCUUUCAAAAAUCCUUAUUUUCACUGUCUUGCACUGAAACCAUAAAUUUGUCUUGUGUUCAUAAUUUUGUGUUGAACAUCUCUUCAGUGUAUAGCACAGUUUUAGCAAGUACUUAGUGCUUUGACAUCUGUUUAUGUCAAGCGAUCUAUGGCCAUAGCAAUCUCUUAGAAAUUGCUUGGUCAUAGAUAGACAAAAAAUACUAUUGAGGAAAUGAUGUGGUCUUAUGUUUUUCAUAGUUAAUUAUUUUGUUAAGACACUUUAAAAGUGUCAACCAGAGUAGAAAAGUAGGACAUUCCAGAAAGGUAGGUUCAGUAGUCCAGAUGGAAUCGUGGUCAAAGCAGCGAAUGGCCUUUUAUUGAUGAAACAUUGGCCCAAAUAUUGCUUUUGAAUUCUCAGUUAAAUAAUUCAUAAAAAGGGUCUCAGAAAGUGAUAAAAAAAAAAAAAAACAUCCUGUUUUUACAGCAAUAUGCAUUUGAUAGUUGCUUCAUAAACAUAUUUGGAAAGCAAGACCACAAAAUAUGUUAAUCGUGCUGAAAAUAAUUAGCAUUAGUGAUGAAUUUCACAAAGAAAUGUCCAGGUAAUAUUUUCUCUCAAAAUUGCAUAAAGAAAAUGAAACUUCUGAGGACCAAAUAUAGCCUUAAAAUAGGCUUCAUUUGCUUUAUGCAAAAUGUGUUUUAUUGCAUUUUUUUCUGACCUGAACAGUAAUUGACUUUUAGCAGUGUUUGUGUGAGAACAUUCUGCGGUAGAUGACUUGGUGUUUUGUGGCUGCUGCAGAUGUAAUGCGUUGUUGGCAUCAGCCAGACUUUAAUCAUCCUGAUAGUUUCUAAAAGCUUUUUUAUAUUUCAGCAAGACACUUGAAACAUGAAAUGAUUAGAUUAGAAAAGACUAGUGUGUGUGUUUGUGUAGAGUUUGUCUUGUUUCUUUUUUCGAACACACCUCAACUCUUUUCUGCUAAACAGUGUCUGGUACCACUGUGAUAUUUGUUUUCUUACUUCAAAAUAUACCGAGUAUAAAAUUGAAUUUGGAAGUGAAUUAAAGCAUGUGUAAA
Molecule: messenger RNA, 2458 nt
Organism: Megalobrama amblycephala (Wuchang bream)
Lineage: Eukaryota; Metazoa; Chordata; Actinopteri; Cypriniformes; Xenocyprididae
Gene: ccdc6b
Product: coiled-coil domain containing 6b
Exons: 9
Coding region: 48-1370 (440 amino acids)
Source: RefSeq, a predicted model, not a curated record